GCGAGCACUCCCCCAGUGCUCACCUAAUAGAUAACCCAGAAGUCAGGAGUCCUGUUCCUUCACUGGCAAUGGUCGAAGGGGAAGAAGAUUACAUGGGAGACCUUUCCCAGUUUCUACCUUCGGAAGCUUCUCCAUCUUUCGAAAAGGUUUCUAGCAAUAAACUCUCCGUAGUCUCAAAAUCUGUAAACAAGCGCAAACCCCUAACCUGGCAAGAACAGAGAAUACUUAAACGACAACAAAAGCAAAUUGAAGAGGAUCAACAAAUACUGGCCAACUUAGAAUCAGCAAUUCCUGAAUCAAACAUUGGGUUAAAAUGUUGAAACAAAUGGGAUACAUUCCUGGGUCCAGUUUAGGGAAGGAUGGUUCAGUAAGGGUUGAACUGGUGGGAUUGGAAAUUCGAAGAGGUCGUGCUGGGCUUGGGAAGGAAGACUCGAGAUUAGAGAAGGCAAGGAUAGAAAAAGAGAAAUCUGAAAUUGGGCAAAAGAAGGAGGAAGAACUUAUGGUAGACUUUGAGCAUCGCCAAAAAGAGAGGUGGAAAGGGCGGAGGGUUGUUGUCAACUUUCACAAGGCUGAGGCUGUAUUAGCCCAAUUGGAGAAUAGGGAGGUCGUUGAAGAGGCUAAGGAAAAAGAAGAAGGAGAAGAGGAAGAGAAAGAAGAAGAAAUCAUCACGGGAGAGGAUUUGCUAACAAUGUUGAUGAAAUUGAGAGAUGAAUAUUAUUACUUCCUGUUCUGUGGAUGUCAGUAUGAUUCUUUGGAGGCACUUACGGGUGACUGCCCUGGCGUAUCGGAAGAAGACCACUAGACAAUUCGACUUAUUGGAGGGAUUGAUGCGUUUCAGGG
Molecule: messenger RNA, 840 nt
Organism: Cuscuta europaea
Lineage: Eukaryota; Viridiplantae; Streptophyta; Magnoliopsida; Solanales; Convolvulaceae
Source: the annotation of a GenBank genome assembly